Molecule: messenger RNA, 1224 nt
Organism: Naumovozyma dairenensis CBS 421
Lineage: Eukaryota; Fungi; Ascomycota; Saccharomycetes; Saccharomycetales; Saccharomycetaceae
Gene: PPE1
Product: phosphoprotein phosphatase methylesterase 1
Exons: 1
Coding region: 1-1224 (407 amino acids)
Biological process (GO): protein demethylation
Molecular function (GO): protein methylesterase activity
Source: RefSeq, a predicted model, not a curated record
AUGAGUCAAGAUUUACGCAGGAAGUUAAUUUUAAAACAAUUAGACAAACUAAAUAACAACGAAGAAAUACCCAAUUCGAAUUUAGAUACUCUGGGACAAUUACCUUCCUUCCCUAAAAAAAGUAUUAGUAAAGAAAAACAACAUACACGAAACUUAAAAAAUGAUGCCCUCCAAUUACCUUCCUGGAAAGAUUUCUUCACGAAGAAUGAAGUGGUGACCCUUAAAGAUCGGAAUUUCCAAUUUAAUACUUAUUUCACUCUACCAACCUCCCAUAAGAACAACUCCGUUACAUACAGCGAGAAUCUGACUACUUCAUCCAGUACCGCAGACUGUACAAUACCCAUAUAUAUCUUUCAUCACGGUGCUGGAUCUUCUGGAUUAUCAUUUGCAAAUCUAGCAAAAGAAGUCUAUGAGCGCUCAAGCGGUAAAUGUGGUUGUUUCUCAUUCGAUGCAAGAGGACAUGGGAAAACAGUACCAAUAGAUCCUACUAAACCUAUCUCUUAUGGGAGGGAAAUUUUUGUUCAAGAUUUUAAAUCCCUUAUAACUUGGUUUUAUCAAACCCAACUCAUAGAAAUCUUUAGUUCAAAACAAAAUGAAAAGAAACAUAUAUCAUUAAUAUUGGUGGGUCAUUCAUUAGGCGGAAGCAUAUGUACCUUUGUCCACCCAUCUUUGGACAAGAUGAUAAGAUCGCAUGUUUUAGGAGUUGCCAUGUUCGAUAUUGUGGAAGAAGCUGCCAUUUUAGCAUUAGAAAAGGUAGAUCAUUUCUUGAAAAAUACACCAAACGCUUUCAACUCUUAUGAAGAUGCUAUUGGUUGGUAUAUGAAACAUAAACUAUCAAGGACCAAAACAAGUGCAGAAAUUGCUGUCCCAUCUUUAUUUGCUCCAGUAGAGGGUGAUACAAGCCAAGUUACUAGGAUUACAAAUUUGAAAGACUUUAGUCCUUAUUGGAGUACAUGGUUUACAGACUUAUCGCACUCUUUUGUCACCUUACCAACUGCAAAGUUAUUAAUAUUAGCAGGAGAUGAUAGAUUAGAUAAAGAAUUGAUUAUUGGUCAGAUGCAAGGGAAAUACCAACUUGUUGUAUUUCAAGAUUCAGGGCAUUUCAUUCAAGAGGAUUCUCCGAUGAAAACGGCUCUUACUUUACUGGAAUUCUGGAAGAGAAAUGACAAUACUAACGUUAUAAUAAAGUCAAACUGGGGAUCUAGCACAAACAAAAAUCAAUGA